Molecule: messenger RNA, 5064 nt
Organism: Leucoraja erinaceus (little skate)
Lineage: Eukaryota; Metazoa; Chordata; Chondrichthyes; Rajiformes; Rajidae
Gene: rnf13
Product: ring finger protein 13
Exons: 10
Coding region: 557-1726 (389 amino acids)
Biological process (GO): ubiquitin-dependent protein catabolic process; positive regulation of DNA-templated transcription; protein ubiquitination
Cellular component (GO): cytoplasm; nucleoplasm
Molecular function (GO): ubiquitin protein ligase activity
Source: RefSeq, a predicted model, not a curated record
UGGAAGGUCAUAAUGUAUUAGGCAUGUAAGUCAAGAAUGUGCUGAUGUCAGCACUGCUGCCUCAACAUGGUUCAACUCGAUUUUCCUGGUCGUUAACCUUUUAUCAGAACUGGACAAAGUGGUGACAUGUUUUUAAGAUGUACACAAAGAAAAGAGAUACAAGAGCACUGAAGGGAGGUUCCAUAAGAGGGUAAAAGGUGGGUGAAUUACAGAAGUGUUCUUGUUUUAGGUAAUAGGGCGGGUAAUAGGACAGUGUGUAAAACAAAAGUCACUCUUGAAGUUUCAACACGAAACAGAGUAAUUAUCCAAAAUGACCAGAAAAAGAGUUAGUGACAAACACUUACCAUGUUGUUGCCUGAACUUUUUGAACUUGAUGGGGAGUCUGGAAAGCUGCAAUGCGCUAAAUUAGGAAUUGUUUGUUGAGUUGUUUUGGGACAUUGUAGGAAUCUUUGUCUGAUUCUGAAGUUUAACCUCUUCCUGUUUACAGAUUGAACGAUCUUGGUAGCAGGCCUUGAAAAAAAUUAACUCCAUUAAGGUGCUGCAAUCAUCUCUGAAGAUGAUUUUGCCUUUGGGAUUAUUGAUUUUAUCUGCCUCGCAGAUCCAUGUGAGCUUCAUGGUGUAUUUUGUUGCUUUACUUCACCUGUGGCCUGUGGAAGGUGACAUUAUAGCAUAUUCUACUGAUAAUCGAACACAGAAUUUUGAUGAUCUCCCUUCAAGAUUUGGGUACCGUCUUCCUAAAGAUGGCCUAAAGGGAUUUCUUGUGUAUUCAAAACCAAAGAAUGCUUGUGAGCCAAUUAUUUCUCCACCCAUAAUGGAAAAUUCCUCCGUCAAUUACAUUGUUGUGAUUAGAAGAUUUGACUGCAAUUUUGAUAUCAAGGUUUUGAAUGCUCAGCGAGCUGGAUACAAAGCUGCCAUUGUGUACAAUGUUGAUUCUGAUGAUCUUAUUAGUAUGGGGUCCAAUGAUGUUGAUGUUUUUAAACAAAUCACCAUUCCAUCAGUGUUUAUUGGGGCAGCAUCAGCUAAGUACCUGGAAGAAUUCAGCUAUUACAGAGGCGGGCAUAUAGUGAUACUACCUGAUUUUAGUCUGCCGUUGGAGUACUAUCUAAUUCCAUUCCUCAUCAUAGUUGGAAUCUGCCUGAUCCUGAUUGCUAUUUUUAUGAUUUCAAAAUUUAUUCAAGAUAGACACAGGGCAAGAAGAAACAGGCUGCGUAAAGAUCAGCUGAAGAAACUACCAGUACACAAAUUCAAAAAGGGGGAUGAAUACGAGGUGUGUGCAAUCUGUCUGGAUGAAUAUGAAGAAGGUGACAAGCUUCGCAUUCUGCCCUGUUCACACGCGUAUCACUGUAAGUGUGUGGAUCCAUGGCUGACAAGAACAAAGAAAACCUGCCCUGUCUGCAAACAAAAAGUGGUGGCUUCUCAGGGAGAAUCUGAUUCGGAAACUGAUGAAGUAGACAGCAGCCAUGAAGAAAACGACGAUGCCUCUGAGAACACUCCUCUCCUGAGAUCAUCGCUUGCCUCCACCAGUGCCCAAUCCUUUGGUACAAUGACAGAAUCACAGUCUCACCCAGAGGCUGUGGAGUCCUCCGAUUAUGAAGAGGAGGAGGAAGGAGACAGUAGUGAAGCUGAGGACGAGGUUAAUGAAGAAACGGUAGUUCAGAUGCAACCAGAAACCCGUAAGAUCAGCACCGGAGAGCGAGGAACCAAGGAUCCAUUUGCAGUAGUUUGAUGAUUUUGUUUGGGGUUUUUUUAAUUUAAAAUGGCCAAUCUGCACAUCCUAUAAAAACAAUGAGUGUCAUAAUUAAAAGUUGGGGACAUUUUUCCAUAUGCUUUUCCACAGUUAAUGUAUCGCUACUUCACAACAUAUGCAUAUUUUCUCAGUUUUAAAACCUUUCACGGCUUCCUGCUCACGUGGCUGCUGGAAUAGAAAGCAGCUGCCAGAAGUAAUACAAAGCCGCCAACCAUUGAUUUUUGGUGACCUUGCACAGAUUAGAGGUCUGUUUCCCCUGAAUCACUGCUGCCUGUUUUAUCAUUAUUGCAGCAAUCUUGAGUGCGACAUUGAUCACUCAACUACCAAGUAGCUGGGUGGAACCAGUUACACAGAACUGAUAGUGACUUUCUCUGAAAGAAAGCAACGUGCAUACUGAGGUAGCUGAAUGUCUGACCCUUCCUUUGCAAAAAUAAAAUGCUUAUAUCAUGUAAUUUUAUCCAUUUCCUGUAUACUUUCAACCCAAGAAUCCAGCCAAUGAUUUUAGUUGCAAGUAUUUUCCCCAAUCAGGUUUAUUAUAACUGUUGAAAUUUUCAACUUAUUUUUGAUUUGAUUUUAAAGAAAGAAAAUUCUGCAUCUAUUUACGAUAAAUCAAUACAUUGACAUGUGAUUAAGUAGAGAAAAGAGACUAACAUUUUUUUACUCCCUAUAAAUGCUUUGGAAUUCCUCUCCAGCUUUUAUUUUAAGGUCAUAUUUUUAGAUAUCAUUUAUGAAGAGGGAGCUGGCAGGUACUUUUGUGUAUAUUUAAGUAUAUUCUUAAUUCGAGCUAUUUGAACAAAGUUUAUUGUGUCAAAUCACCCAUGUAUUAUGUGCCAAGACGGUGCAUACAAUAAUGAUCUUGAAAGCUAAGAUUCUUAAUAAAAAUGUUAUAAUUUAAGUAGUUUACAAUAUGACCUAUUGUGAUGACAAUGUUGACUGGAUAUGAUUUUAACAUAACUGGUCCCGUAUCCCUACACCUGAGGGAGAGGCCACCAACUAUCACAUAAGGUGCAGGAUUUAGUUACAUGGUGUUUAUCGGACCUACAUGGAGGAAGAUUAAGACGGACAGUCUAUGCCAGGGGUCGGCAACCAGGUCGAAUCUGGCCCGCAGACUUCCGUCAUCUCCGGUACCUCCUAGGCCCGAGGCCGCGGCACCCAGGCGCGGUGAUGCAAGGAGGCCUGCGCUGGCGGCCACAAUGGCGGACCCGCCGAGCACCGAACAUCCUGUGCAAAGCCGCCGACACGGCCGCACACCUUCUGUGUCUGAGCUGCACUGUCGGGAUCAGGGUUGUCAAUAGGCCGGGGACGAGUGAGCGUGAGUAUUUGAGCCACCGCCUUCAGGACAGCUCAAAGUUCAUGCUCCAAGUUCGUGAGCGCCCGUAACUAAGGGGCGGGAUCUAUGUGAACACAUGAUUUGAUGUCUGCCAUCCAGGGCGGGAUCCAUUUGUACAUGUGAUAUAUGUGGCCUGCCAUCCACUUACAGACAUGCGUCCUGGCCCCUAUGCAGAACAAGGUUGCCCACCCCUGAUCUAUGCUAUAUCAAUGAUUUUUGAAUCCUCUUCUGAAAGCGGGGGGAAAGUAACAAUCCCACAUUGAGACUGCAUAUGACAGCGUGCUAUUGUGAAUUAAUGUGGUCCAUAAUUUUUUAACCCCAGGUACGCUAACACAUCUUGUUGCACAAAAUUAAGGUUGUACUAAAAUAUUUGGGCAUUCUUUCCAGAAGCGUUUUUAAAUGUAACCUGUGGAUGUAUACCAUUCAGUUUCAUCCUCUUUGAAAUGUUUUUAAUACAUUGCUGCCCAGAGAGAGAUCUGUUGAGGUACAGUCCUGUAGCUUUCUCUGUAUUACAUUUAGAAGUCAAUGCCAGGUUUCUUUCAAGAUCUUCAUCCAAUUCCAAAAACAGCAGUAAUGCAUUCAUUUUUAUGUUGCUUGUUACUUGGGAAAUUCUAAUCUUGCAAUUUUAAAUGAAAAGUUAUGCCCUGCAUUGCUAAUAAAAAUUCUAAGAUCUUUUUGUAUUUCUCCAUUACCAAAAGGAAACGGGUCUGGGAUAGAUGAGAAUUUGAUUGCCCUCAGCUUUCUAGGUCGAAGCACAGCUGAAACUUGAUCAAUCUAAAGUCAAUCUAAACUGCAAAAAAAAUGUUUUCUUGAUAUCUCUUUUGAAAGUUAGAACAGCAGACAGAACUAAUCAACUCCAGAAAUAAUCAGUGAAGAAGUUUGUGCAGUUCUCGUGGUUGUAUAGUCUGUGAGUCAGUUCAUCUUAGCUUUUCAAUAUAUAUUGAGAUGGGUCAACAGGCCUCUCUAAAUUAAUAUUGUUUGACUGGGGUAGCUCUUCAGUUAUUUCACCUGAUGGGAUUUAGUUAUUGUAGCUUGGGUUAGUAAAGGGUGACACGUUUGACGCAUUCAGACACUUGUUAGCUGCUGCAAUUUCAGAAGGAAUAGCAUUGCUUGUCCGUGCACAAAAUGGUUCCUUAAUGUAAUUCCAAUCUAUUUUGCACUCACUAUAUAACAACUUAUGCUUCUAUUUCCAAACUUGCUGCACUUAAAAAUGUUGAGAACACAAGGUUACUUCAUCAUAGCACAGCUGCUGCACACUUAAAUUAAAUAAAGAUGGCUUGCUUAAAGAUCACUUAAUGAGCUCGUAUGGCUUUAUAAUCACAGGAGUACCUUUUACAGUAAAGAUGUUUAAGAAUAAUUUUCUAUGGAUAAUGUUCUACUAUCAUGGCCCAUGGAUCCCCGGUCUCUCUCAAGGCUGAUGUCAGAAAACAUGAAUUUAUUUUUCAUCACAAUCAGUUGAUCUGACUAGACAUUUUUUAUCUUGCUUCACUGCAAUUAAAUAUUACUAGUAUAAGUACAAGAUUUUUGUACUGAUCUUCUUUGGAAACUGUAUUUUGCAAUGAUGAAAUGUUACUAAAGGGAUAUAGUUCUAAUAUUGUAUAUUCAGUUCUGUCCUAAAUUUAUAAAUUCAUUCCAAACAAAUUUCAGCUCGCAUUUAAUUUGAAGCUACAUUUUUUAAAUGUUAGUGACACUAUGCCAAAUGUACUGUCUGAAAUAUCUUGUUUCAUUUUUGCAUCAGCAUCCUUUGUGGUUCAGUUUUUUUUUGGAUUAAUCAAAUUAAAUGUAUCUUCCUUCUAACUUUUGAGCUGCAUUCCCAUUUUUAAAUAUUCAUGUAAAAAUGUAAUGUUCAUUUAAGCCAUGUUCUUAAUAGAUGCUGCACAUGUACAAUGUUUUUAUUUAGUACACUCCACUCCAAACUUAUUAUUUGGCUUCAGUUGAGGCUAUUAUUGUAAUUAUUUCAUAGAAUAAAAGACAUGUUUCCAAAGAU